Coffea arabica (coffee) is the source of this 1341-nucleotide messenger RNA. Its product is annotated as protein EXORDIUM-like 2. Lineage: Eukaryota; Viridiplantae; Streptophyta; Magnoliopsida; Gentianales; Rubiaceae. The record is from RefSeq and is a predicted model, not a curated record.
CCAACCAAACCAACAUCCUACGAUUUGCAGCCUGCAAAUUCCUUAAGUUCUAUCAAAAAUUGUACAGUAGAAAGGAAAUAAAAAAACAAAAAACCAACCUUUCUUGAGAACUUUCGGUGUUCAAAUUUCAGACAACCAAAAAUGGUUGCUAACGUUCGUUUCGUUACCAUUACUUUUUCUUUGUUUGUGCUCUUAGCAAUAUUGCCAGGUUCCUUCUCGGCGAUUCCAAGAAAACUGGCUUUGGUUAAGCCAGAACCAAUUGUGCUCAAGUACCACAAAGGUGAGCUCUUGAAAGGCAAUACGACAGUGAAUCUCUUGUGGUACGGCAAGUUCACCCCUAGCCAACGUGCUAUAGUUGUCGAUUUUCUAAAAUCCCUCAGCCCCACAGGCCGCCGCGGCCCCCCGCCACAGACGGUGGCUUCAUGGUGGAGCACCACCCAGAAGUACCUUGGAAGUCCAUCCACCAUCGCCGUCGGGAAACAGGUUUCAUUGAAUUACCCUCUUGGAAAGGAGCUGAAAGAUUCGCAAAUUCAAGCCUUGACCUCCAAAUUUAGUCACGUCAAUACCGUUAACCUGGUCCUGACGGCGUCCGACGUGGCAGUUGAAGACUUCUGCAUGAACUCGUGUGGGACCCACGGGUGGACCCGUGGGAGGAAGGCGCAAAAGUAUGCCUAUGCCUGGGUGGGUAACGCCGUCAGUCAGUGCCCCGGCGAGUGUGCUUGGCCUUUCCACCGGCCAAUCGUCGGGCCGCAAACGCCGCCGUUAGUGGCACCUAACGGAGACGUUGGGAUUGACGGAUUGGUGAUUAAUCUGGCAACGGUUUUGGCUGGGGCUGUUACGAAUCCGUUUGAUGGGGGUUACUUUCAGGGCCCUCCCACCGCGCCGUUAGAGGCCGUUUCUGCUUGUACUGGAAUAUUUGGAUCGGGCGCCUAUCCGGGAUUUCCGGGUACGGUUUUGGUUGAUAAGACCACCGGGGCGAGCUACAAUGCUCGCGGGGCGAAUGGCCGUGAAUAUCUGCUGCCAGCCAUGUGGGAUCCCAAAACGUCGACGUGCAAGCCACUCGCGUGAGACGAAACCUCCUGAGCAAAAUAAAAUACUAUAAUAUAUAUAUUAUAUACUGACCUCAAGCAAUUUCAAUUUUUAUAAUUUUCCUGCUGCUGUUGAUUUUUGAGUUGAAUGUGUUCCUAUAGGGUUAUUUAAAAAGGAAGAAAUACUUAAAUUAAUGAUUAUAAUUGAGAGAAUUUGUACUUUGUAAAACUCCUUGCAGAAGUCGUGAAGACCUGUUUGAUUAAUUUAUGUUUCCGUUGAUUUUCAUUUUCGUUUAUCUGACUAGAUCUCAGA